GUGCAGAAAAUACGCAGAAGCAGACAGGAGCCAGCAGGCACGUUGACCCUGCAACAUCCGGCGCAAUUGACCACCAUUAAAUCAUCGCCCCCAAAUCUCCAUACCAGUCUAUCAAUCUCUUCUCCAUGUGACGAUCCAAGAAACAACAUCCGCAGCAACGAUCGUAUCAAAAUCUGUCCUGAUUCGUGCUGCCAUGGAAUCGUCUGCGUCGAGGAGGCAGAGGCGAGCGAGCACCAGCAGCAUGAGCAGCGGCCAGCAAGUCUCAGGCAUCAGCGACUACAGCAGGGCGGCUUCCGAUGGGUACCCGUACCCGUCCUUCACCUCCUCCGACGCUGCCGCCGCCUCCUACCGGCGGCAGCCCUCGUCGUACAGCGCGCCGUUUUCCCAGGUGAGCCGGAGCUCCACCCGCAGCAGCAGCAGCAGCUCGUUCAGGGCGGCGGCGCGGGGCGUCGCCGGCGUGUUCGGCACCUGCUUCGUGCCCCGGGUCAGGAAAGAUGAGACGGAGGAGGCUUCUCGGGGGAGCAGAAGUGGAGGUUUUUCUCAGGGGAGCAGGGGCGCAGGUGUACAUGUUUCCACAGAUUCAGCAGGGACAGGCAAAGAAAGUUCAGGGCUCACGGUUGCAGAUAUAUCCAGGGCGACAUCAAACUUCAGUGAGAAGAACAUGGUGAAGCAGGGAGCUUCCUCCAGCAUCUACAAAGGGAAGCUCAAGGAUGGGUCCGAGAUUGCCGUUAAACGCGCAAGAAAGUUAAACGGUCAGUUUCUGUCUGCCGAGCUUAGCAGGGAGCUCGAAAUGCUUCAGAAGAUCGAGCAUCAGAAUCUGGUCAGGUUCCUUGGGUUCUUGGAGCAGAGAGAAGAAACUCUGAUUGUGGUCGAGUAUGUUGAUAAUGGCUCCUUAAGGGAACACUUGGAUGAAUCGCGCGGAACCGGGUUAGAGCUCGCGCAGCGGCUCAACAUCGCGAUCGAUGUUGCUCAUGCCAUCACCUACCUGCACGGAUACGCAGAACGGGCGGUGAUCCACCGGGACAUCCGGUCGUCGAACGUGCUGCUGACGGGCGCGCUGUCGGCGAAGGUGGCAGGGUUCGGGCUGGCGAGGAUGGCGGCGGACGACGGGGCGGAUGCCACGCACGUGACGACGCGGGCAGUGGGCACCGCCGGGUACGUGGACCCGGAGUACAUGGUCACGCUCCAGCUCACCGACAAGAGCGACGUCUACUCCUUCGGCGUCCUCCUCGUCGAGCUCGUCACCGGCCGCCCGCCCAUCGAGCGCCGCCCCGGCCUCGACCCACGCGCCACCACCAAAUGGGCGAUGCAGAAGUUCAGGGGAGGGGACGCGGUGGUGGCCAUGGACCCGAGGAUGCGGAGGAGCCCAGCGUCCGUGGCGGCGGUGGAGGGGAUGCUGCGUCUGGCCGAGCAGUGCGUCGCGCCGGCCAGGAAGGACCGGCCAUCGAUGCGGCGGUGCACCGAGGCGCUAUGGACCGUGCGGCGGGACUACCACCGGAGGCAGGAGCCGCGGCAGGAGGGCGUCGCCGCCGGAGACAGGAGCGCCGAGUGGGUGAGCCGAUGAUGUUGCUGGUACAACCGGUUCGGCAGUACCCUGCGAACAAAUCGAAAUCUAGCACGUGCUCUGCAAAUUACAACUCUCACCUCUGAUCUCUGAACUCGUCCUAUGUAAAUGUUUGUAAAUUUUGACCAUUCAGAUUAAAGAUUUGGACAAAUCUAGUUUGAAACAAUUUGAGAUUUUUUUCGGUAGGCACGAAACAAACGCCCCAAGACAUCGUGGUUCUGACCGAUAAAGAUAUUCAUUGAAUAUUUUAAAGUUA
Molecule: messenger RNA, 1820 nt
Organism: Lolium rigidum
Lineage: Eukaryota; Viridiplantae; Streptophyta; Magnoliopsida; Poales; Poaceae
Product: calmodulin-binding receptor-like cytoplasmic kinase 2
Exons: 6
Coding region: 194-1564 (456 amino acids)
Biological process (GO): protein phosphorylation
Molecular function (GO): ATP binding; protein tyrosine kinase activity
Source: RefSeq, a predicted model, not a curated record